Rhineura floridana is the source of this 4431-nucleotide messenger RNA. It is a transcript of the gene CFAP221, whose product is annotated as cilia and flagella associated protein 221. The record is from RefSeq and is a predicted model, not a curated record. Gene Ontology annotation, biological process: cilium movement; cilium assembly. Bases 139 to 2871 code for a protein of 910 amino acids. Lineage: Eukaryota; Metazoa; Chordata; Lepidosauria; Squamata; Rhineuridae. The transcript has 26 exons. Gene Ontology annotation, cellular component: cilium.
UCACCCUGACAAUCAUGAUAAAACCGCUGGCUGUUAGAACAACGUACUAGAAUCAGUGAAGGCGACAUGAAGUGACUAGAUGGAGCUGAAUUAAUUGAGUCUUCAUUCAGAACUGGAAAAGAAAUCUGCAAAUCCACAAUGUCUAUUUCAACUGAUCUUCUGAAGGAAAGCUCAUCACAUGAGCAUAUGCAAGGGAAUGAUCAUUUUGAUGCCUGGGAAGUUGUUUUCCACAAGAGGAUGGAGGUGGUUACUGCAGCCUGUUCUGACUUUAGCAACACCAAAGGAUCACAGAAGAAAGUACAGUCUCUUUUGGACAGUCUCGUGGGGGAGCCUAAGAAAGGAACUGAUGUCCCCAAUCACCUUCUGGAAUCGAAGAUUUAUACAAAGCUUGUAAGAAAUAAUGUCAUACAGGCUAAACCUUCCAUAAUGCAUUAUGGAGGGUAUGAAAUAGAAAAACAUCACCAACAAGUUCUGAAACUUGUGAAUAUUUCAGGUGAUGUUAUAAAUGUCCAUAUUAUUCCACCUGAGACGAAGUAUUUCCAGAUCAAAUACAGCAAAAUACAUCGACUUGUCCCUGGCUUGUCCUUUACAAUUACGGUCGAUUUCUGCCCUGAUGAAUGGCGAUACUAUUAUGACUGUAUCCGAAUCCAUUCUCAGGGAGACGACACAUUGCUGGUUCCCCUACAUGCCUAUCCUGUGAUGAAUACUGUAGAAUUUCCGUCCUUCAUUAGUUUAUCUGAUGUUCCUCUGGGACAAUGUAAAGAAUAUGUGAUCCCCCUGCAGUGCAGCUGUCCCAUAGAUUUUGAGUUCCACUUUGAGUAUCUUCAGCCUCACAAAGCCUUUGCUAUUCAUCCAAUAUCUGGGAUGAUUCCUGCCAAUGGGAAAGCAGAAGUGAUAGUUAAGUUUGCACCAUUUGAAUAUGGAACAGCCCAGAUGAAAAUACAAUUGUGGAUUUCACAGUUUAAUUCAAAACCUUAUGUAUGUGCAUUCACAGGAACAUCAACACCACACCCUAGUUUAAUGAAACAAGAUUUUGAGAAGCAAGAAGCAGUUUUGGAGAAAAUACCGAAGUCUCCUGAAAAAGUAGUGGUAUGCCUACAGCAGAAGACAAUAUCACCAAAACUUGAACAGUGCAGCCCCCUACAAAAAGUACAGGCCAUUGAAUAUAAAAAAUUGCGCUUUCCAGCUGAUUUGUCAAAUCCUUAUGCUGUGGCAACUGUUUUGAUGCAGGAACCAGGCAAAUUAAAUAUUAAAUACUUAAGAGAAGUCCUAGGAGGACAAGGUGAUGGAGGAGCUAGAACAAGGCAAGUGAAAGAAGCUGUUUUUGAAUUGAAAGUAAAACAGGACAUACAAGAAGAAAUAACCAAUCAGCUUAAAUGGCAAGUUCAUUUAGGCAAAGAUCCAAUUUGUCCAACUUUUCAAAAGCAAAUUCUUGAGGACCGACAGAGAGAAGAAGAACUGUACAAGAUUAAAAGAGGAGAUCCCAUUAUGGAGAAGGAGUUUCAAAGGAAGAAUGUUGAAAUCUCAGUCAAACGUGUCAUCCGAAACAUCAGCGAGUGCCCAAAAUUCCAGCCCACAUUUGAUCUCCUGCUUAACAACCCUUGGUGUCACAGGCACUGUAAUCUGCGACGGUUUCAACAAGCUGCACGUAAGAUCUUGAUUCAAUGCCGGCUAAAUCGUGUGCUAUAUUUGCUACAUGGAGCAUAUAAGGGUAUUAAAUAUCAAGAAGAGGAAGAGGCAUUCAUGUCAGAAAGCAGCAUUCUCAAAACAGUCAGCACAACAGCAAUAAGUGAUGAGGAAAAGAAAGUGCCUUUUGUCUUGACUGCAGAUCGCAUACUGCCUUCUGAAUUCCCCACUUACAGUUCACCUCAGUGGGCUGAUGAGCUGGCACCUGCGAUUCUUGGUAUAGUUCCUGUCAAGUCUGCAAAAGUUAAGAUUAAACAACUUCAUCACUUCCAUGAACUAAAGGUCCCUCAGUAUUUCAUCCUCAUGGGAUAUCAGCCAUUUUGUGUGCAUCAUUCAGCGACCAGUUACAAAGUUCUAAAAUAUUCUCAAACUCUGAGGACAGGUGCGCAGGAAGAAUUGAUCCCAGUAAUACCUGACUCAGAAGAAAAGCUCCAACUGACUGCACAGGAAGAAGAACCGGACAGCGCCUUGUUAAACCUCAAAGCUCCUGAAGCUUUGGUUCAUCCUCCAAGUGAUCAUCCACUUGAAAUCUUUAAUCCAUGUCCAGGGCUGUAUGAGUUCAAGGCACCAUUUCCCUACUCUGAAAGUAGCAUUGAAUAUCAUAUUUGUCCUGUUCCAAAAUAUGCACUUACCAGGCAAUUCCCACUAAAAUCCACCGUGCCGGUUACACAAAAGAAGUUCCUCCAUCACAGGGAAGUGAUUCACAGUGUAACCAGCUGGAGAAAGUUUCCAUCAGUUAUCUUUUCAACUUUACCUAAUGUACCUGCUCUGAACAGCAUAUCAGUGCCAUUCUGCACUGAUCCCUAUAACGAAGACAUGAUUCCAAAAGCUGUACCUCCAUUUCUGCAUAAUUUACCAGAGGAUGACGAGGAAAAUGUAAUUGACGAAGUGACUGAUGUGGAGGCUCCAGUCUUGCUUACACCAGAGAUGGUAAAAGCUGAAUUUCCACAGAUUGACCUCUCAGCUGAUGAGAGUAGAUCCCAAAAGGAAGGAAGUGAAAUAAAUGUAGAGCUUAAAGUUGCUUCUUGCACUUCUCUGAAUACUUCUGUACCUGUUUCCAGAGAUGUGAGAGACGUUGUGGACUGGUAUAUUCAAACUCAGAGCAACAUUUUCGGACGAAGGAUAAGUGAAAGCAUGGAGAAACUGAAAGAAAAGGCCCUUCAGAAGAACCUAAUCCUGAACUAAAUGCUGUCUCUUUGGAACAUCGCUUCAGUUUUGGUUAAAUAUUUUCAUGCAUCAGCUAAACUUUCUACAUUUGUAUGUAGCAUAGUUUCUGUGAAAAUACAAGCCACACACUGUUAUAAUUUCAUGUGAGGUCCAUUAACGUUGCAAAUUAUGUCAUGGGCCCAUUUCCCCUCCGUAACUAUAUUGGUGCUUCAGAAAAUGGGUCACAUACCAGCAAGCUUCUGAGGCCAGCUUCACCCUCUAGCAUAAGGAAGAAAUCCCAAGUGAGCAUUCAUCAGUGGUGGAAUGCCAUUUUGACCUAUACAAAACUAACUCUGAAACUCUCUGUCUAGCCUCUAUGACAACCAGUGUUGCUGUGUAUAUAUUUGCUAAUAUAAAAGUUUAGUGCCUAGCCCACCUGUGCAUACACACACACAUGCAGAUUAUUUUUAUAUGCUCAUAUGUAUUUUCUGAUAAAAUGUACAGAAACCAGUAUGCUCUAUAUUUGAGUUCAUUGCUUUCUGUUAUAUAGUGGAAGUAUGGCAAUUAUAAACUGGAUCACUGUCCCGUAGACUCCACCCUAGACUGUGUGGUUCUCUGUUCAAAGGGGCACUGUUUCCCUCAGCAGUUUGCAGGCACACAGGUAGGGUAUCUUAGGCAUAAUGAGUUAGGAAUCCCAAAGUGAAGAGGAUUGGAAGCUAAUGGUCACAUUGGUCCUGUCAUGGACCAAUCCAGGACCUGUUUGGUUGUAUAUGUGCAGGAGCUGUCUUGUGGCAGCCAGUAUAAAUAGGAAGUUUGAUUGGAAACAGGAACUUAGCCAGAAGAAAUGUCAUGUAAACUAAUGUCUGCAAAUAAGUGUUCUAGUGUUAAAACAAAUCUGCCUCAUUUCCCCCAUGUUUUUAAUUGAACUAAUUUGCAAAUCAGUUGUUUUUCUCUGCAUUGUCUGCUGGUUCCUUUCUCUUUCACCUAGAUGUUUUAUUAGCUAGUGUAAUAUAAUUAAAACUCCAAGUCAUGCUUUUUCACUGACACCCACAGUUACAUAAAAAGUGGGGAUUUAUGAUCUUUAUUAAUUUAAAUGUGUCUUUUGAAAAUUGGAAAAAUACUAAUGUUUUUCAUAAGCCGCUGUCCUUGGAAAAGCAUCUGACAUCAAUAUUCUUGUUUAUAACAACAUAUAUUGCCAGUGUCUUAAAUUAAUUAGGCUUUAUGGGACUGUGGAGAGAAAUUGACUCAUCUUAUGAAAACAGAUUUAAAAUCUGAGACAGGACACUUAAAUAAAAUAACAAAUUCUAGUCAGUACUCAGAAUAAAUUAACUAAAGCUAGAAAAUGUAAGAUUUAUACCUGCAUGUAUAUUACUAACUUUCACUACACUAGAUUAACAGUUCAAUGUGUGAACAGAUUACACCGAAAAGCAUAGCAUUUUAAGGUGAUGCGAAGAGAGAAAAAUUCUAUUUGUGGCAUUGUAUCUGUGAUUGUCCAUUCAAAUAUGCAAGUCACCAUGUGCUGAAUGCAUUUUGACCCAGCAUUCAGAGUCCCUGAAAAUUUAGAAGUAUUUCAUACUGGAUUUGCAUAUUUAAUUUCUU